CUGUUCAUUUUUUUUUUUUACCAUUUCUAUUAUUAUGUAUCUUGCUUUAACUUUCUUUUAAUUAUUCAUUUUUAUUGCAUUAUUACAAAAGCUCAAUGCCAGAUUUCCCUGCAUUUACGGCUGGUGUACCACAAAGUGUAUUCACGCUGCCAACACCAACAGAUAUAACAUUAACACCUUUUUGGACAACAAUACUACAGAAAGAUAACUUCUUAUUACAAAGAUCUUCUUCUCCUGGAAAUCACUUAUUUAAUAGCUUGUUAAGCACCAUUGCUAAUGUAUUCGAUACAAAAUUACCACCUUAUCGUAUUCUUUUUCAAAGAGAAAUAAAUACAAUGUGUCUUCAAAUAGCUGUAGCCGAAACAGAGAAUAACAUUAAGGCCGCAUGGCUUUGGAUUGAGAAAAAUAUAAUGCCUGAAUUAGAAACAAUUGAUCAUCCAUUAGAUAAAGAACGUUGGGUUUCUGAAAAAAUGAACAUGAUUGUAACCACAAUAGAAUCUGGUACAGACGAAUUAUCUGCAGAUGAAAACGUUAGAAAUGCUUCAAGAACCUUUAGACAGAUAUUUGAAGUUCCACAUUCUGAGCGUUUUGUGAGCUAUUAUUCAUGCGCUUAUAAAGCAAGACAAGGAUGGCUAUAUAUCAGUGAAAACUAUAUAGGAUUUCAUGCUUUUUUACUAGGUACUGAAACCAAAAUUUUAAUAGAACUUAAGGACAUACAAGAGAUGAAAAAAGAAAGGUCAAAAGGUAUCUUUGAUGAUAGUUUAAGAAUUAUUACCAAAGAUAAAGAAGAGUAUUACUUGUCGAAUAUGUUUAGAAGAGAUGAAGUGUAUGAUCUGCUUGUACAAUUGACGGGGAAAGCAAUGCAACGCUGGUUAAAAAAUGCUGUUAGUGAUGCACCUGGCCAAGCGACUGAUGCAGUCUUUAACUCUGAACUGAAUAAUAAAUAUUCUUUACAAAGUACUCCUCAUUAUUCUGAGAAUAAUCGUCAAUUAGUGAGUCCUUUAAAAAAUGAUUUAGCAGCUCAAAAACGGAAUAAAGAAUAUUGUCUACGGUUUAGAUUACCAAUGACCGAAUAUUUAAUAAGUGGGCUCGAUGCUACUUAUUCAAAGGAUGCUUCACCAAUUCGUGAUUCUAUUUUUCUUACUCAAAUUCCAUCUGGUGUUGUUAAUAUGGUUGGUCGUGUAUAUAUCUCACAGACAUUUUUAACUUUUGAAUCUGAAAAGAAACUGCCUGCCCCUCAACAACAUUUACCAGUAUGCAAAGUAGUAUUUCCUUUAUAUGCUAUUAAGCGUGUGGAAAGGCUUAAUAAAGGCGCUUAUACUUCAGGUAUAGCUAUUACAGUAUGGCAUAAAAUGGAGCACGAUUUCUACUUGCAUGGCGAUAAACAUGCUUGUGAACAGUUUUGUGAAAUUCUAAAGAAGCUUUUAUUGAAGCAAAUACCGCUAUUUAAAAGGGUUAAAUCAUUUUUAGCUACAUGCGAAUCUGAACAGGUUUUACGAUCAGACAAUUUGAUUGAUACCAAAGUACAUACCGGAGGGCUUGGAUUAGAUUUUGGAUAUCCUGUUAACCCAAGAAAGUCCAAAGAUAAAAGUAAAACAAAAUUAUGGAAGAUCUAUUUCCAAGAGAAUGGACGGAAUCUGUCAAUGAUUAAAUUGCCUACAUUUGGAAAACUAGUACGAGUAGGUUUACCAAAUUUAUUACGUGGAGAAAUUUGGGAAGUUGCCUGUGGUGCAAUUUAUUUAAGAUUUCAAAAUCAAGGAUUAUAUCAUGAAAUACUUCAAAAAUUUGAGGGAAAGAAAUCAACCUCUACAGAAGAAAUCGAAAAGGAUUUAAAUAGAUCACUACCUGAAUAUCCCGGUUAUCAAACUUCUGAAGGGAUUGAUCGUCUCCGUAGAGUAUUAACAGCCUAUGCCUGGCUUAAUCCCGAGUUAGGAUAUUGCCAAGCAAUGAAUAUUGUCGUAUCUGCACUUUUGAUCUAUGCUACUGAAGAACAGGCGUUCUGGAUUUUACAUGUUCUUGUAGAUAGAAUGUGUCCAGGUUAUUAUAGUACAAAUAUGCAUGGUGCUCUGCUGGAUCAGAUUGCAUUUGAACAACUUGUCGAACAAACAAUGCCUAUUUUAUGGGAACAUUUUAAAAAAACAAACGUUGAAGUAUCUAUUGCAUGUCUUCCUUGGUUUUUAAGUUUGUUUAUAAACUCUAUGCCAUUAGAAUUCGCUAUUCGUGUUUUAGAUAUUUUAUUUAUGGAAGGGCCUCGGAUAUUAUUUCAAAUUGGAUUAGCUAUUUUAAAAAUAAACGGCGAUGAACUUCUGAAAACAAAUGAUGAUAGUGCAUUUUUAGACAUUUUUAAAUCGUUUUUUCAGUCACUAGGGCAUGAAAAAGACAAAGGAUUAGAUGGGCAGAAUGUAAAGCUUACUAAAUUCAAUGAGGUUAUGUUGACUGCUUAUCGUGAAUUCUCUUUGGUAACAAAUCAAAUAAUAGAAGAUCUUCGUAGUCAAAAUCAGCUUAAAGUGGGUGCGGGUAUUGAAUCCUUCACCAAACGCACCAUCAUUCGAAACUUGAAAGAUACAGCUAUGUUUAGCAAGGAAGAUAUAGGCAUUAUUUACGACAAAUACUUUGGUGCAUUAUAUUAUGCAAGCCAUGAAGUAGGAAGGAAACCUGGUUCUAAAAUGGAUCGUGAAACAUUCCAAAAUAUGCUAGCUUCUAUGACACCUUGGGCAAAAGCCAAACCAAUGUGCGAUAAUAUGGAUAAUAAUGCAGCAACAACAAUUUGUAACCGAUUUAUUAACCGUUUAUAUCGUUCAUUUGUUGGAAGUAAUCCAAAUAACUUAGUUGAUUUUCAAAGUGUUAUUAUAAAUUUUAAUGAGAUUUUGCAUGGGGAUAUUAUGUCGCAUAUAGAUUGGUUUUUUAAGAUAUAUGAUGAAGAUAAAGAUAAUGAAUUAAGGAGUCAAGACAUUAUUGAUAUGAGUAAGGAGCUUUAUUGGCUUAUAAGAUUAUUAAAGGGUGAAAAUAUUGCCUGGGAUGCGGUAACAAAUUUGAUUGUUCAAAGCUGCGAACAGUCAGAUAUUGCAAAAGGCAUCCAACCAGAUGAAUCAACAUCAACAAAUCGCUUAGCCAAUUUAACAAUGACUGUAGAUAGCCACUCCUUCUAUGGGCGUAUUAAACAAUUAGAAAAUUCGAUACUUGCUGAUAUCAUAGAUAUCACAGUACCUUCCUUCCGUAUGGUAGUUCUUACAAAUGAAUCACUCGAAAUGUUUUUUGAUCAUGAAUUUGCAAAUAGCUUUAAAGUAGUGAAAUCAUCAAGUGAUCGUCAGAAGAGUUUAGGACGUGAACUUUUCGAGAAUUUGUUUAUUGAUGGUCAGACAUUGGCUAAAAAUGAACAUAACACUCCACAAAAAUCCUCAUCAACCUUAUCUAGUCCAUCUUCAAGACAAAGAUCAUCUUCUGUAGCUUCCAGUAUAACUAAUUAUGAGUCAUCCAAAAACAGUAAAUCACACGAAGAAGUGGAAGUCGAUAAGUUGAUGGAUGAGUGGGUACAUUUUGAUAUAUAAACUAUGUAUUUAGUCUGUGUUUAUAAAAUAUCAAAUAAAACCCCCUCUCCUGUCAGAGGAGCAAGAAUACAAUUACUAGACAUUUGAGAUUAUAUACAUUUAUUGCGCUGUCUAUUAGAUUUUACAUAUUAUAUAAUAAUACAGGGAAAAGUUUUAUAAUGCUUUCUUAUUUAAAUGCAAAAGAAAUCGAUAUUUUAAUUUAUUAGUAAAGAAAAAAAUAACCAUUUGCGG
Messenger RNA from Cokeromyces recurvatus, 3779 nucleotides. RefSeq names its product rab-GTPase-TBC domain-containing protein. The coding region runs from base 96 to 3548 and encodes 1150 amino acids. Gene Ontology annotation, molecular function: calcium ion binding. The record is from RefSeq and is a predicted model, not a curated record. NCBI's taxonomy places the organism in Eukaryota, Fungi, Mucoromycota, Mucoromycetes, Mucorales, Mucoraceae. The transcript has 14 exons.